AUGUCUGCAAAGGCCACGGGAGUCGACAUGCCAGAGAUUGGCCCCUCGCUUAGCAAUUGGGCGGGCUCCAUGACGGAGAAGCCAGUGAUGUCUCGUGACAUCGACCCUGCUUUGGCUGUGACUGGUGGCGAGGUCCUCGACUUUACUUCCGAAGAAGAGAAAACAGUUCUCUCCAAAAUCGAUUGGCACAUCAUGCCGCUUAUGUGCUGGGUGUAUGCCAUCCAAUUCGCUGACAAGAUUAGUCUUAAUUACGCCUCACUCAUGGGCAUCCGCGACGACACCCGCCUCGAUCCAAAGUCGCAGCAAUACAGCUGGGUGUCUAGCAUCAUUUAUGCUGGAUAUAUUCUGUGGGAGUACGCCUGCCAUCCUAUCACCAAUACAUUUCCGACAACAUACCUCCUCCGUCGACUGCCUAUUGGGAAAUACACCUCGGCCAACAUCGUUCUUUGGGGCAUUAUCCUUACUCUCCAUGCUGUUGCCUCUGAUUAUGCUGGCCUUCUUACGGUCCGCUUCCUCCUGGGUGUGUUCGAGGCAACAGUAACACCAUCCUUUGUUAUCAUAAUAUCCAUGUGGUAUCGCAAGACUGAACAGGGUCGACGAACCGGUUAUUGGCUGAGCUGUAAUGGUAUAACGCUUAUUGUUACGGCCGGCGUGGGAUACGUGCUGUCAGCGAUAACAGAUGCCGCUGUCGCCUCGUGGAAGAUCUUGUUCCUCAUCUUAGGUCUUCUAACGGUAGCUACUGGGGUGAUUUGCUACUUCUAUAUGCCAGACUCGCUCCUCAACGCGUGGUUUCUUUCGCCUAGGCAGAAAGCGAUUGCUGGCCAGCGCCUUAAGGACAACUUUCAGGGAAUGGGAGACCGUGUUUGGAAGUGGUACCAGUUCCGAGAAGCAUUCAAGGACCCUAGGAUAUAUCUCUAUGUUCUUUUCUCGCUGCUCAUGAACAUCCCUGACGGCGGUAUCGUCACAUUUGGGGCCCUGACUAUCAGUUCUUUUGGCUUCAACAGCAGACUCUCCCUCGUUCUUGGUGCCCCUUCAGCCAUUCUCUUCCCUAUGGUCGGCGGCAUCCUCAUGAUUGUCCUUCCGCAGACCGCCAAGGCCGGUCUGCUGAUUGGAUAUUACAUGAUCAGCGUCUCUGGAUCCGCCUGGGGGCUUGUUAUGGUGAUGAUUUCUAAUAACACCCUGGGCUAUACCAAGAAGGCUACUGUUAAUGGUCUCCAGAUUCUUGCCUAUAGAGCCAGCAACUGGAUUGGGCCACAGACCUUCCGCAGUAAUAAGGCUCCCGAGUACAGGAGUGGGAAGAUGAUGGUGGCUAUCAUGUACGGUGCAUCUGCAGUGGUUCUGCUCCUAAUUCGAUUUGUAAAUGUGCUUGAGAAUAAGAGACGGGAUCGGCUACAGGCGGAGAGCGGAACGACCGACAUCACUGAGGAGGCUGAGAGGGUGAAGUUUUUGGACCUGACUGAUUUUGAGCAGCCCUACUUCAGGUACAUCCUCUGA
Molecule: messenger RNA, 1494 nt
Organism: Clonostachys rhizophaga
Lineage: Eukaryota; Fungi; Ascomycota; Sordariomycetes; Hypocreales; Bionectriaceae
Source: the annotation of a GenBank genome assembly